Oncorhynchus tshawytscha (Chinook salmon) is the source of this 1611-nucleotide messenger RNA. Its product is annotated as spidroin-1-like. The transcript has a single exon. Lineage: Eukaryota; Metazoa; Chordata; Actinopteri; Salmoniformes; Salmonidae. The record is from RefSeq and is a predicted model, not a curated record. The coding region runs from base 1 to 1611 and encodes 536 amino acids.
AUGUUGGCACGCGGCCAGGCCAGGGGAGGGAGCUCAGGGUGGGGCGGGACGUUGGCACGCGGCCAGGCCAGGGGAGGGAGCUCAGGGUGGGGCGGGACGUUGGCACGCGGCCAGGCCAGGGAGGGAGCUCAGGGUGGGGCGGGACGUUGGCACGCGGCCAGGCCAGGGGAGGGAGCUCAGGGUGGGGCGGGACGUUGGCACGCGGCCAGGCCAGGGGAGGGAGCUCAGGGUGGGGCGGGACGUUCGCCAAGAGGCCAGGCCAGGGGAGGGAGCUCAGGGUGGGGCGGGACAUUGGCACGCGGCCAGGCCAGGGAGGGAGCUCAGGGUGGGGCGGGACGUUCGCCAGCGGCCAGGCCAGGGGAGGGAGCUCAGGGUGGGGAGGGACGUUCGCCAAGCGGCCAGGCCAGGGGAGGGAGCUCAGGGUGGGGCGGGACGUUCGCCAAGAGGCCAGGCCAGGGGAGGGAGCUCAGGGUGGGGCGGGACGUUGGCACGCGGCCAGGCCAGGGGAGGGAGCUCAGGGUGGGGCGGGACGUUCGCCAAGAGGCCAGGCCAGGGGAGGGAGCUCAGGGUGGGGCGGGACGUUCGCCAAGAGGCCAGGUCAGGGGAGGGAGCUCAGGGUGGGGCGGGACGUUCGCCAAGCGGCCAGGCCAGGGGAGGGAGCUCAGGGUGGGGCGGGACGUUCGCCAAGAGGCCAGGUCAGGGAGGGAGCUCAGGGUGGGGCGGGACGUUCGCCAAGCGGCCAGGCCAGGGGAGGGAGCUCAGGGUGGGGCGGGACGUUGGCACGCGGCCAGGCCAGGGGAGGGAGCUCAGGGUGGGGCGGGACGUUGGCACGCGGCCAGGCCAGGGAGGGAGCUCAGGGUGGGGCGGGACGUUCGCCAAGAGGCCAGGCCAGGGGAGGGAGCUCAGGGUGGGGCGGGACAUUGGCACGCGGCCAGGCCAGGGGAGGGAGCUCAGGGUGGGGCGGGACGUUCGCCAAGCGGCCAGGCCAGGGGAGGGAGCUCAGGGUGGGGAGGGACGUUCGCCAAGCGGCCAGGCCAGGGGAGGGAGCUCAGGGUGGGGCGGGACGUUCGCCAAGCGGCCAGGCCAGGGGAGGGAGCUCAGGGUGGGGAGGGACGUUCGCCAAGCGGCCAGGCCAGGGGAGGGAGCUCAGGGUGGGGAGGGACGUUCGCCAAGAGGCCAGGCCAGGGAGGGAGCUCAGGGUGGGGAGGGACGUUCGCCAAGAGGCCAGGCCAGGGGAGGGAGCUCAGGGUGGGGCGGGACGUUCGCCAAGAGGCCAGGCCAGGGGAGGGAGCUCAGGGUGGGGCGGGACGUUGGCACGCGGCCAGGUCAGGGAGGGAGCUCAGGGUGGGGCGGGACGUUCGCCAAGCGGCCAGGCCAGGGGAGGGAGCUCAGGGUGGGGCGGGACGUUCGCCAAGCGGCCAGGCCAGGGGAGGGAGCUCAGGGUGGGGAGGGACGUUCGCCAGCGGCCAGGCCAGGGGAGGGAGCUCAGGGUGGGGAGGGACGUUCGCCAAGCGGCCAGGCCAGGGAGGGAGCUCAGGGUGGGGAGGGACGUUCGCCAAGCGGCCAGGCCAGGGGAGGGAGCUCAGGGUGGGGAGGGACAGACAGAUGUAA